AUGGCUUGCAUGGCGUUUGCUUCUCGGCAGCUGGCAUUGCCAUCGCGCCUAGUCCGACCCUCCACAUGCAGGGCUUGCGCAGGGCACCUGCGCACCAGUGUGCGCCACAACACGAUGACGAUGACAACGGACCGGGGCGGGAUGACUGAGGCGAUGUACAAUUGGAGGGUUGCGGCGGUGCACAACGCCUUGAAGGAGAUGGGAAAAGAGACUGGAGCUUUGCACGUGACGGAUCUGACAGCUCUCGGACACCUGGAUCAGUAUCACUACGGUGGUAUACAGGCUAACGACCACGUCAUCGAAUUGCUGGGAAUCGAUAACACAGUGCACUGCCUGGAUGUUGGCUCUGGCAUCGGCGGUCCUGCAAGGUAUAUCGCCAGCAAGACCGGGUGCCGGUUGACGGGCGUCGAGCUGCAACCAGACAUCUGCCGCGCUGGGCAGGAGCUGACAGAGCGAGUACCCGGGCUUGCGGACAGGGUCAACUUCAUGGUUGGAGACAUCAUUACGCUGUCGAAGACCAAGGAGAUCCCGGACGAGACCUUCGACCACUUCCUGUCACUCCUCGUGUUCUUGCACAUCCCCGAUCGAGCCGGACUCCUUCAGGCGUGCCAUAAUGCCACCAAGCCUGGUGGUACCUUUCUCAUUGAAGACUUCGCGGCCAAGCCAGGCAAGUCCUUCACUGAGUUGGAGCGAUCUUCCUUGCUGGAUGUUGUCUCCGCGCCCACAGUCACAACGCCAGAGCAGUAUGUCGCCGACUUGCAUGCGGCCGGCUUUGUGGACAUACGAGUGGUGGAUCUCAGCGAGCAGUGGCGAAAAUGGACUAAGGCAGCCCAGGACCUGUAUUUCGAGUCGAAGGAUGAGACAUUGAAAAUGCAUGGGGAGGCCAUUUGUUGUGGUGCUUUCUGUAGGGUCAGAGCAGCGCGGUGUCACGAGUGGCCGAAGCAACUUAUGGGGUUGAGAUGA
Molecule: messenger RNA, 963 nt
Organism: Symbiodinium sp. CCMP2592
Lineage: Eukaryota; Dinophyceae; Suessiales; Symbiodiniaceae
Source: the annotation of a GenBank genome assembly